CCUAGUGAAACGACACUAGCCCCACUGACCCGCCCGGCCGCACACCAAGCGCACCUCGAUGGCGGCCGCGCCGCCGCCGCUGCCGGCUGAGGGAGCGACCUCUGGAGGCGGCGUGAUGGCGAAGCUGGAGGAGCAGUGGAGGAAGACGAAGGAGCACGCCGAGACGUACCCCUACGUCUGGGGCUCCUACAUCCUCGUCUACGGCGGCCUCGGCGCCUACCUCGCCUGGCGCUGGCGCAAGCUCCGCCGCACCGAGGACCGCGUCCGCGUCCUACAGGACCGCCUCCGCAAGCUCGCCGCUGCCGAGGAGUCGCAGGCCGCCUCCGGCUCCGCUUCCACUGCCCCGACCCUCCCCCCGCCGCAGGAGCCGGCUGCUGGGCCCACCAAACCCGCCUCCGGCCCGUGACUGGGUAAGAGCCCCAUUUCUAGCUUCUUGGCGUGACGGAUUACAAGUUGCAGAGUGAUUUUGGAACCUUUUUCAUCUUGCGGCUGCCCUUCUUAUUUGGUAUUAGGUGAUCCUAGAUCAGACGUGUAGGCGAGAUAUUGGUGAGUCUCUGUUUGUAAUCGAAUCAUUUGAGAGAAGCUUAAAAUUUUGUGGAUCGUGUAUGAUCAUUCCCACGAGGGAUUUGAAUUUACUGUUAAUGUCACCAAAACCCUUCUUAGUGAUGCCCUACCUUUUGACUCCAUGAUACUGGAUUGCAGUUUUCUCCAUCCACAUCUACUUCCUCGCUACCUGUAAUAAUGCCAUUGGUCCUUGAUGUUUAUGCUGU
Panicum virgatum (switchgrass) is the source of this 770-nucleotide messenger RNA. RefSeq lists its product as uncharacterized. Bases 59 to 406 code for a protein of 115 amino acids. The record is from RefSeq and is a predicted model, not a curated record. The transcript has a single exon. NCBI's taxonomy places the organism in Eukaryota, Viridiplantae, Streptophyta, Magnoliopsida, Poales, Poaceae.